AAAAAUGACGGUUACCCAAACACGCAGGUAACUCUAUCACCUCACCCCCCUCCCAUCAUCCCCUCGCUUCCCAAGUCUCAGCCCCAAAUUUUUUACUCUCUGACUCUCUCUCUCUCUAGAAACUGUCUCUGACUCUCUCUAGAACAUUUUAUCUCUCCUCCAUGAUCGCCGCCCGCCAUUGGUAAUGUCUCUGACUAGAUCAUUCCUCUCACGGCGGUCCUCCAACUCAUCAAUCCGUUGUUUUUCUCUCUCCUCCAAAUCUCAGAGAGACUUAUCGUCGCCAUCUUCUCGGCUUCCCACCACCUCCUCUCUCACCGCCUGUGAUUCCGGAAACCGCCGUAACUCUGAUGAUUUCGACGGCGGUAGAUGGUCGACCUUAUUGCCGGAGCUUCUGGCGGAUAUCAUAGCCCGCGUCGAAUCGGCUGAAGAUAAAUGGCCGCUGCGUCGAAACGUCGUCGUAUGUGGUUGUGUUUGUAAGAGGUGGAGAGAUGUUACUCGGGAGAUUAUUAAGUCUCCUCUUUCUACUGCCAAGAUCACCUUCCCUUCUUGCCUUAAGCAGCCAGGGCCGCGUGACGUCCCUCUCCAGUGUCUUAUAAAGCGGGACAAGAGGAACUCUACGUUCUAUCUCUAUCUCUCUGUAUCACCAUCAUCAUUUUCAGAGAGGGGGAAAUUUCUCUUAGCCGCAAGGAGAUAUAGGCGUGGUGCCCACACUGAGUAUAUCAUAUCGCUUGAUGUUGAUGAUCUAUCUCAAGGAAGUCAAGCGUAUGUUGGGAAGUUAAGCUCGGAUUUUCUUGGGACAAACUUCACAAUAUAUGACAGCCAGCCACCCCAUGAUGGAGCAAAACCAUCGAGUAGCAGAUCCACUCGUCGGUUUGCAAGCAAACAAAUAAGCCCCCAAGUAUCUGCUGGGAAUUUUGAAGUUGGACAAGUAUCAUACAAAUUUAACCUGUUAAAAUCAAGAGGUCCUAGAAGGAUGAUUUGUUCCCUUAAAUGUCCUGGACCAGUAGAGACAUCCUUGGAUCAGAAGGAAGAUGCCAAGAUUAAGUUAGCUGAGAUAGAUUCUAGUUACACAGUUCUUAGGAACAAAGCACCAAGGUGGCAUGAACACUUGCAAUGCUGGUGCUUGAAUUUUCAUGGCCGGGUAACAGUAGCUUCGGUCAAGAACUUUCAACUUGUAGCUACGGUGGAUCAAAGCCAACCUGGUGGAAAAGGUGAUGAAGAGGUUGUUCUCCUUCAGUUUGGUAAGGUAGGAGAUGACACUUUCACCAUGGAUUAUCGUCAGCCACUCUCUGCCUUCCAAGCAUUUGCAAUUUGCUUAACAAGCUUUGGAACCAAACUUGCAUGCGAGUAAAUUGCCUGCCUUCUUUCCUGCUUUUAUCCAUGAAUUGGUGUCCAUAUAUGUUAAAAUGUAAGUGUUUUUUUUUUUUUUUUUUGACAACAAAAAGAAAAAGAAGAAAAGAGCAGAAGAAAAAAAAAGGGAAAUUAAGAUUUUCAUUCUCUGUUAUUCCCUCUUUUCUCCUUUUUCGUUCCGAUAUCUGUAAUUUCCUUUUAACAUUUUCUUGGUUAGGUGAAGGAUUCUGUAAAUGCCCGUUGCCGCUAUUAGAACUUGUAUCUAUACAACUCCCAUCCAUAUUAUAGUAUUAAAAGUGUUGAAUAUAUAUCAUUCUCUUCUA
Molecule: messenger RNA, 1673 nt
Organism: Spinacia oleracea (spinach)
Lineage: Eukaryota; Viridiplantae; Streptophyta; Magnoliopsida; Caryophyllales; Amaranthaceae
Product: tubby-like F-box protein 7
Exons: 4
Coding region: 185-1351 (388 amino acids)
Source: RefSeq, a predicted model, not a curated record